UCAUCCGCCGCCGUCACUUCCUGUCAGCGCCGGAGUGGACGGUGCUGGCGGCGCCCGGCUCGGCGCUCCCCUCUCCUCUUCUCCCUCCCUCCCUCCCUCCCUUCCUCCUCCUCCUCCUCCUCCUCCUUCUCCUCUCCCUCCCUCGGCGGCUGGAGCCCACUUCGCGCUGACCCCCCCACCCCCAUCCACCGGAGGCCGCUCCCCAUUUCAGCGCUGCCUAGCCAGCUUCCUGCCCUUCCCCUCCGCCCAGCCCGGGUGUCGGGACCAGGGCCUUCCUGGAGCGGCCGGCGCUUCGGCCGCCCCGCGGGAGCAGCCUCCGGAGGACAUCAGCGACCCCACGGCGCCUCCCUGCAGCCACCCGCUGAGGAGGAGCCGCCACCCCCCGCCCCCGCCGCCAUGGCGAUGAGGCAGACUCCGCUUACCUGCUCCGGGCACACGCGGCCUGUGGUGGAUCUGGCCUUCAGCGGCAUCACCCCCUACGGCUAUUUCCUAAUCAGCGCCUGCAAAGAUGGUAAACCUAUGCUACGCCAAGGAGAUACAGGAGACUGGAUUGGAACAUUUUUGGGUCAUAAAGGUGCUGUAUGGGGUGCUACUUUGAAUAAAGAUGCUACAAAAGCAGCUACAGCAGCUGCAGAUUUUACAGCCAAAGUGUGGGAUGCUGUUUCAGGAGAUGAACUGAUGACCUUGGCUCAUAAACACAUUGUCAAGAGUGUGGAUUUCACUCAGGAUAGUAACUAUCUGUUGACAGGUGGACAGGAUAAACUCUUACGCAUAUAUGAUUUGAACAAGUCUGAAGCAGAACCCAAGGAAAUCAGUGGUCACACCUCUGGUAUUAAAAAGGCUUUAUGGUGUAGGGAUGAUACACAGAUUCUUUCAGCUGAUGACAAAACUGUCCGCCUCUGGGAUAGAGCAACAAUGACAGAAGUAAAGUCUCUAAAUUUUAGUAUGUCAGUUAGCAGUAUGGAAUAUAUUCCUGAAGGAGAGAUUCUGGUAAUAACCUAUGGGAGAUCUAUUGCUUUUCAUAGUGCAGCAAGUCUGGAGCCAAUUAAAUCCUUUGAAGCUCCUGCUCCCAUCAAUUCUGCAUCUCUUCAUCCAGAAAAAGAAUUUCUUGUUGCAGGUGGUGAAGAUUUUAAGCUUUAUAAAUAUGAUUAUAAUAGUGGAGAAGAGCUAGAAUCCUACAAAGGGCACUUUGGUCCUAUUCACUGUGUGAGGUUUAGUGCUGAUGGAGAACUAUAUGCCAGUGGUUCUGAAGAUGGGACAUUGAGACUAUGGCAGACUGUGGUAGGGAAAACAUAUGGCCUUUGGAAAUGUGUGCUUCCUGAAGAAGAGGGUGGAGACCUAGCAAAACCGAAGAUCAGUUUUCCAGAAACAACAGAAGAGGAGCUAGAAGAUCUUGGUUCAGAAAACUCAGAUUCCAUCUAUAGUUCAACUCCUGAAGUGAAGGCCUGAGCACUUGGCAUUUGCCACAGAUAUUAUGCCACAUGUGGACUAAAACAGCAAUUAGCAGAUGCCUUACAGAGUUACCCUCUACAUAAGGCAAACAUGGGCAGUAAAUGAUGGGGAAUGUGAUAGCUCCAUUGUUGGAACUAGCUUGGUGUUGUCUCUUAAGUGAAAACUAUGAGAAUAUCAAAAAAUGGCGGGUAGAGUUGUGCUCAUUUAGUCCACUAUCCUACUGCCUUUUUGAAUGAACAUGUGUAAGCCAACAUCCAAUUUCUCCUAUUUCAAUUAGAUUUCUUGUAGCCAUUUUACUUUAUUAUGGAGAAAAAAAAAUGUAAUGGCCUAUUUUACUUUUUUUUUUCUGAAAGCAGAAAGACUUUUGCUUUAGUUGUUAAGAAGGGAGUACAUGAUAAAGUAUUUGGUUUGAUUUCUCUUUCAUUGUACACUGCUUCUGAACAUCUAAUUGUUUUCAGUUGUCUAAAUAAAAUGCCUCUACAACGGUC
Sarcophilus harrisii (Tasmanian devil) is the source of this 1940-nucleotide messenger RNA. RefSeq names its product serine/threonine kinase receptor associated protein (gene STRAP). NCBI's taxonomy places the organism in Eukaryota, Metazoa, Chordata, Mammalia, Dasyuromorphia, Dasyuridae. Gene Ontology annotation, biological process: spliceosomal snRNP assembly. Gene Ontology annotation, cellular component: SMN complex. The transcript is spliced from 10 exons. The record is from RefSeq and is a predicted model, not a curated record. Gene Ontology annotation, molecular function: RNA binding; protein binding. The coding region runs from base 397 to 1449 and encodes 350 amino acids.